AUGUACGCCGUCGAUGAUCGAUCGCACGCAGCUCAUCCUCCCCAACCACCACCGCUUUCCAUGGACCGAAUUCACCCCUCGCCUAACGUGUAUCCUGGUUCCGCAGGACCAGUACCUGGCAGUAUGGUUUCCCCGACUAACCAUGCGGAACCCGUCUCGACCAUUCAUGACAACCGCAUCUGGUCGUUGCAAGUUGUGCAGCAACCUAUUCGUGCCCGGAUGUGUGGAUUCGGCGACAAGGAUCGACGGCCGAUCACACCUCCCCCGUGCAUCCGCUUGAUUGUUCGAGAUGCACAAACCGAAAAAGAGAUUGACAUCAAUGAAAUGGACAUCACCUACUACGUUAUCAUGGCAGACCUGUGGAGUCAAGACGGUUCUCACGAAGUAAAUCUAGUGAAGCACUCUGCCACAUCCCCUUCCAUCUCCACGGCAAUGUCUUCUUCAUACCCGCCGCCUCCGCAUCCUACUUCUCCCGAGUAUCCAUCAUCAUAUCCACAGAAUGCGUAUAACCAAGCCACUGGCUACCCGGUGAACAGCAGCUACUACGGCGGCAACCCUCAAAUGCCAUACUCUUACCCCAACCCGCAAGCGCAAUACUACCAACCGCAGUACUAUGCAAGCGGUGGCAUGGCUCAACCAGUAAAUGUGGCCGGCGCUCAACCUGUCGCCUCAGGCCCUGGCGGCAUGUUCACACGUAACCUCAUUGGUUGUCUGAGCGCCAGUGCUUUCCGCCUAUGUGAUCCGGAUAACAAGAUUGGCGUGUGGUUCAUUCUGCAGGACCUCAGUGUGCGCACGGAAGGCAUCUUCCGCCUGAAAUUCAGCUUUGCCAACGUGGGCAGGGCUAUUAACGACAUGAAUGAUCCCCACAAGGUCAUGGAGGUGAUCAACAAGGGUGCAGCACCAAUACUUGCUACCGUCUUUUCAGAGCCAUUCCAGGUGUUCUCUGCAAAGAAAUUCCCAGGCGUCAUCGAAAGCACAGCACUGAGCAAAUGCUUUGCACUGCAAGGAAUCAAGAUUCCGAUCCGGAAGGACGGUGUCCGAGGUCAAGGGUCCCGCGGGCGCCACAGCGAGGACGAAGAAGAGGGAGGCGGAGAAUUCUAA
This is a messenger RNA of Aspergillus calidoustus, 1101 nucleotides long. NCBI's taxonomy places the organism in Eukaryota, Fungi, Ascomycota, Eurotiomycetes, Eurotiales, Aspergillaceae. The record is from the annotation of a GenBank genome assembly.